GGUAAAGUUCCGGGGUUUGAAUUUGAUAUCAAGCCCAGCCUUUGUGAUCCAAAGUGUUCACCAACUAACUUCAUUUCAGAUAAAUGAGAUGGACGGCCUUUUGACGCCCAUCAGCACCUCCCGCCUGAGUGCGAACCACAACGAACCUCUGCUCCAGGAAGUCGGCCUCAUAAAGGAAACAGCAAAGCCGAACGAACCUCUACUACAGGAAGUCGGCCUCAAAAAGGAAACAGCAAAGCCGAACCGGUCUUCUGGUCAGAGGCCCUUGAACUCGCCCGAGGAAGCCCUCGAAGUUUUACGACAUGAACCUGACUACGACCAGCUAGUCGCUACUUUGCGAUUCCUCAGCCAUGAGGAUCUAGCCGGGUCCGCAUUCAGCAUCAAGGAGCCAAGUCCUAUGACCGCAAAGCUAGUUCAGGUGCUGGUGUCAGAAAUCGUCCCGAACUAUUGGACGUUGCUAAACGAAGACUCCCAUGAAACCAAGUCUUCGGCCUUAGGACUUCUGCUAGCUUGUCUACGCAGUCUUACGGGAAUCAGGGCGAUUAUUGUGCGUCUGAAGGCAUUGCUACAAGAGGCAAAAUCGGGCGAUGGCAAGCCCAAGCGACCAGAUAUCGCCAUCAACCUGGCAGUCCUUCUCAACUUGGUAUGCCUGUUACUAAAAGGCGAUGAUUCCAUACGUGGCAUUUGGAACGCGGCUACAAGGACCCUGAAAGGGGACGUCAAGACCAGAAUGCUCUCGCAAGAGAUUCUGUUGACCUUUGGCAGUGGUCGGAUCCUUUCACUGACUGCAGAGGCAAUUGAACAUGCGAAGGAUCACAAAGCAGAAGUUGACGUCAGCAACAUCUGGCUCGCAAAUGGGUCAGAGUAUACCAAGUGGUUAAGCGGAAACAUUGUCAAGUGGCAACUCACCUCGCCGACACCGGAUGAGACGAAGCUUUGUUCCGAGUUGUUCUUGAAGGCUCUACGACUGGGACACUCCGAUGCGGCCAUGAAAUGUGUCCUUACCAGGUUGCUACUUGCCCAAGGGGCCGACAAUGAGCGCUUCGGGUCCCUGUUGGGUAAUCUCCCUCGAAGCGAGCGGCGUAAAGUUCUCUUUUCGGUCUUGAAAACGUUCGCCGAGGACCAUCUUAAUCGGUUGGGCACGUGUGAUGCCGAAGGCAGCAGAGAAAUGGUAUCCGCAGUAGCUGGUGCAAUCAGCUCUAUCAUAAACCAUGAUCCGGAUAGACUGGCCUAUCUUGUCGAGUGGCUGACAGGUUCAUCUGGCGCUGGACUUGGCGACUCUAUCGGUAUCCGACGAGCCGUGGUGGCAGUUGUCUCUCAGGAUAGGGACUCUAUCGUCAGUGUGCUUGAGAAGAGCAUCGCCCAAUUCGGAGAUCAGUUAUACGUCAAACACUCUCCUAUGUUGCAACAAGAAGUGCAUGCGCAGGUGCUGCUCCUGAGCGCUGGAUACGUCCACAAGAUCUCGCCCUUGAAACUCACACUGCUGAUGAGAUCAAGCCCUUGGCUAAAUGCUAUCUCCAACAGGCUAUCGUCGUCAAACCAGAGGGCUCGUUUCCUGGGCAUGGUCAUUGGCGAAGGGCUUUCCAGUCUCGUUGAUAAGGGUGAUAAACGCCUGAACUUCCAGCUUGAAGAGACGGAACUGCCGGAAGGAAAGUGGUACAAGAGUCUUGUUGAGAUCCACGACACUCUCGGCUCAUGGGAUUCGCUACACAAACCUCAUAAACCUGUGCCAAAAAGGAAAGACUUCAAAAAAGCUUCCCAUAAGCCAGCACCAUCACAGCCUCGGACCCAGGGGUUUAUCAUCGAGGAACUAAGCGAUGAGGACCUUAGUGAGCAGGAUGAUAUUGUUGGCUACGGAAAGCCCGACUCAGAUGCCGAAGACUCGGAUGACGAUCCUGAAUUAGUCAAGAGAGACAAGGCCAAGGCACCAGUUUAUAUCAGAGAUCUCAUCAGAUACCUCCGCGACACUGACGAUUAUGAUCGCCAGAAACUUGCACUCGUCACCGCCCCAACGCUCAUUCGACGAAAGGCCAAUUACGGCACAGAGGUCACUGACCACGCAGAGGAGCUGGCGUCCUUACUAGUCGGUCUCCAGGACAAGUUCGAAAUGGACAAUUUUGAUGAUCUGCGGCUGCAGGCAAUGAUUGCCAUCGUUGUUGCGCAGCCCCAGCUCAUGGGUCAGUGGUUCGCAAAGACCUUCUUUGACGGAGACUACUCGGUGUCUCAGCGAUCUUCCAUCCUUGCCGUCUUGGGUCUAAGUGCCCGUGAACUUGCCGGGUUCGAGACAUCCGAGUACGCAGCAGCUGCAUCCUUCCCUUCCAAAAGCCUCCCAGAGAAAGUGGAGAGGCUGUUCAUCAGCCAAGGCCCUUCAAACGCGUAUCAAAGCUCCUCCUCAUUGAAGCCUCUGCCUCACAACGCGCUCGAAAGCGUAGCAACGUCCAUCACGUCGAGCUUCCUUGCGCCCCUAUCAGCAGCCGCCGCCGACUCCACCACCGGGCCCGAUGUGCUGAAGCUUUCCACCUUCAAGUCCCGUCUUCCCGGCGACGAGGGCAGCAAUGACGCAGCAGCAGCAGAAGAACAGCACAUUAGCAACCCCAAAAUCAAAAUCAAGUCCCGCACCAAACCGCGCAUCCGCGCCAUCCCCAACACCACCGCUCACCUCAUCUCCACCUCCUUCUUCAACCCCCUCACGGCCCGCUUCCAAGCAGCGCUGCACUCGUCCGUCUCGCGAAUCCGUGGCAUCAUGUUCCAGCCGUACCUGCUAGCACUCUACCUCAAGACCCUCGCUCUAUUGCUCCAUGCCGCGGGGCCCAGCACCCUCGCGCUCCCCCAGAUGACGGGAGAGCUGUGGCGGCUCCUGCUGAGCACGAGCGUGCGCGCGCAAGCUGUGGGGGACGUCGGUGUCACGCAGGCGGUUUUGUUUGGGUUGUUGACGUUGCUGGAUGUCAAUGAGGACCGCAUGAGGGAUGUCUGUCAGGAGUUGGGGAAGGAGGUGGUGGAGACGGAGGGGUGGGUGGCGGGUGUGUUUGAGGGAUUGAGAGGUGGUGAUGAGGGUGGGGAGGAGGAGAGGACGAAGAUGUUGGCUGCGGGGGUGCUGGUUAGGUUGAGGGAGGGGGUGGAGAAGUAUAGACUGAUGAUGGUUGGGGAUUUGAUUGGGCUGUGAAGGGUGGGCUUUUGUUUGUUGGGCUGAGAAGAUGGAGACAGAAAGGUAGGAAGACUAGGGAGAAUGAGAGGGGUGUGGUGGCGAGGUGGGUGUAAGAGUACUGUCUUCAGGGUGACAGAGGAAGAAUUGUACGAUGGUAAUCUGUCGAAGUAGAGAGGGCAGGUGUCUGUCUAGUUUUUUGUUGAAAAAAGAAAGGAAAACCUGAUGAAAAGCAAAACGAAACAAGAUUUCAGAUGCGCUGGCUAUGAUCGAUGCUUCCAUACCACCAAGACACAUAGUAGUAAAAAAUAACAAAAAGAUUGCGUG
Messenger RNA from Neurospora tetraspora, 3469 nucleotides. RefSeq names its product telomere length regulation protein-domain-containing protein. Gene Ontology annotation, cellular component: cytosol. The transcript is spliced from 3 exons. Bases 89 to 3163 code for a protein of 1024 amino acids. The record is from RefSeq and is a predicted model, not a curated record. NCBI's taxonomy places the organism in Eukaryota, Fungi, Ascomycota, Sordariomycetes, Sordariales, Sordariaceae. Gene Ontology annotation, molecular function: Hsp90 protein binding; telomeric repeat DNA binding. Gene Ontology annotation, biological process: telomere maintenance via telomerase; protein stabilization.